AGAGUCAUCAUCAUGAUACCCUCACAAAUAAAAAAUAAAAAAAGUAGUAGCACAAUAGAGGAGCUGUUGAAGAAGAAGAGAGAGAGGGAGAAAGAGAUUGAAGAAGAAGAUGAAGAAAGCUCUGCCGUUUGUGGGUAUGGUGAUGGCGGAAGUUGCUCAGGUGGGAUUGAUGGAAGUGGGCAAAGAAGCCAUGAAUAAUGGGAUGAGCAGCUUGGUCUUCGUCCUCUACUCUAAUGCCCUCGCCUCCCUUAUUCUCCUUCCUUGUUCGUUUCUCUUCCACAGAUCCGAUCGUCCCCCGGUGACCUUCCGUCUCCUCUGCGGAUUCUUCUUGCUUGGUGUGUUGGGUUGCUUUGCGCAGGUAUUUGGUUAUGCUGGUAUCAAUUUGAGCUCCCCUACACUUGGCACAACUAUGCUUAACCUCAUUCCAGCUAUUACCUUCCUACUUGCCAUCAUUUUCAGGAUGGAAAAGCUUGAAUGGAGAAGCUCAAGUAGCUUAGCCAAAUUUAUAGGAACUCUAGCCUCAGUCAGUGGGGCAUUCAUUGUGACAUUGUAUAAGGGCCCUCCUAUUCUGAGAACAUCCUUGCAUUUGAACCUGCCUCUUCAACUUUACUCCCAACAAUCUAACUGGGUGAUUGGAGGGUUGCUGCUCACAGCUGAUUGUGUCAUGGCUUCAGCUUUUCUUAUUGUACAGGCAUUGAUCCUUAAGAAAUACCCAGCAGAGCUGACUGUAGUCUUCUAUUAUUGUUUCUUUGUGGCCAUUCAAUCUGCUAUAAUCUCCUUGAUCAUGGAAAGAGACCCAAGUGCUUGGAGCCUAAAACCGAACAUGAGGUUAUUUGCAGUUCUAUACUCAGCAGUUUUUGGCUCUGUAUUCCAACUCGGUGUUUCAACAUGGUGCCUCCAUAGAACGGGCCCCCUUUUUGUUGCUAUGUUCAAGCCAAUAGGAAUUGUUGUUGCAGUUGCCAUCGGCAUAAUGUUUCUAGGAGAUGGUUUUUACCUUGGAAGUUUCGUUGGAGCAAUUGUGAUCGUUACUGGGUUCUACUUUGUGAUGUGGGGAAAAGCCAAAGAGCAGAAGAUGGGCGAGGACAAUGGGGUAAGGAGCUUGGAAUCAAAAAGCGAAGGGGCCUUUCUCUUGCAAAAUUAUAUUGAAGAGACAGAAGGAUUUGUACGAUGAAUUGAAGCAAAAAGAUACCUCCCGUGUCAAGGUCUAUUAUCUUCCAUAAUUUGAAGAAAAUAUAGAACUUAUUUAAUUUUUUUAGAAGAGAUUGGAAAAAUAAAGUUCAUGUGGGUUAUUUUUUUGUUUUUUGUUUUAAAAUUUAUUUGCCUUUUUUUAUUCAGGUCAGGCUCAAUAGUGCAUUUGUUGUUUAAGUUUGCAAGAAAUGUUGACCUAAGAUUAGCCAAACUCUCUUGUUAAGCUUAAGCCAGUUACUUAUGUCAUCUUUGGCUCCAAGAAUGAGCCCAUUUGCGAUUC
Molecule: messenger RNA, 1468 nt
Organism: Malania oleifera
Lineage: Eukaryota; Viridiplantae; Streptophyta; Magnoliopsida; Santalales; Ximeniaceae
Product: WAT1-related protein At3g28050-like
Exons: 7
Coding region: 110-1171 (353 amino acids)
Cellular component (GO): plasma membrane
Molecular function (GO): transmembrane transporter activity
Source: RefSeq, a predicted model, not a curated record